This is a messenger RNA of Alternaria rosae, 1441 nucleotides long. RefSeq lists its product as uncharacterized. NCBI's taxonomy places the organism in Eukaryota, Fungi, Ascomycota, Dothideomycetes, Pleosporales, Pleosporaceae. The record is from RefSeq and is a predicted model, not a curated record. The coding region runs from base 467 to 1204 and encodes 245 amino acids. The transcript has a single exon.
GCCAUUCUUCUGUCCCUUCUUCUCUGUAUCAGUAUUUCUACGAUCCGUCCGUUCCCAAUAGCAAGGAUGGCCACCGGCGUCGUAACAUCAACUGCCUUUAAAUUGGAGGAAUGGUUGGGUUUGGUUCCAACCGGAUUACCUCAACUUACGGACAUAUUUACCCCUCCGCCUAAUUGCUCAACUCAGUGGGUACGCGCGGAUGGGGACUACAUUAUUAGCGGAGACACUCGUUUUACGGGUUACGAAUCAUCUGCCUUGCCCAGCGACUACAACGCACGUUGCCUUCCCUAUGGACAGACAACCCCAAAGUAUAGUCCUGGGAUAUGUACUGCGGGUCAAAUUGUGGCCAAGAUAAACGAGCUUCGCUUCCAAGACUCCGUUGUCUGGGAAGGACUCUGUUGCGAUAGGUGAUCACUCAGUUCCAAAAUGCUGUCGACUUGGGCCAUCUGACAUCCGCCGCAGUGGAAUGACGGUUCCAACUGUGACGAUUGCUGCGUCGGACCCCUGCGAAAAAAUAAUCAGAACUCCUAUGGCGGUCCUCACACAGUUUACAACCACUUUGACCCAAUCUGGGCCCUGUGAAAGUACACAAAAUGGAGAAGUUUUCACAUUCUGGGCCAUCGACAUCUCGACGUCACUCUGUAAAGUGGUCACCGACGGUGGAUUUGGAUCUGUCAUCGAUACUUGGUUGAGGCAACCGCCAAGUGAAAUGACGUCUGGCACAGCACUUGCAAGUCCGUUAAGGGUGUAUUGGCAGUCCAGCGAUUUGUCUUCAUUCCCUAGUGACUACGCGUCGUCGCUCGCUUCAGUGAUCGGAGUUCCAUUUGGGGACACGUCCACGAAACCAACUAACACUACAACCCCACCAUCCGCACCUCCAUCCACCAAAUCCAACCGCAAAAGCUCUAGUCGGAGCCCCGGAGCCAUAGCUGGUAUAGCCGUUGGGGUUGGCGCAUUGGUCAUAGCCAGCAUUGUGAUUCUCCUGUACCUUAGGCGAAGAAGAAAGCGACAACGACGUCUACAGCACCCGGACGUGCCGGAGAUGGAAGGAAGCUCAAGAGGGUUGAAGCGCUUCAUGGGCGGGAAGUGGAGAGCUGAGACAGACGGGACCUCACAGCCGGUGGAAGCUGGAUCAGGAAGUGUGGUGAUUAUUCCAGGGCCACCUGUUGAGUUGGAUGGCACGCAGCGGGAAAGAGAUCAAUAGCCGCAUACUGAGUAUGGAGAAGGAGAGACGCGGCACAAUGCCAUAUAGAUUGACAUGAUGGAAGAAGACGCGAUAGAAGUUUUGCGAAUAUGUUGCACGGAUGAGAAUUGAUGGAUCGCAGACGCGACAUCUUACCAACGAGAGUAUACGCCAUUCACUCAAACGGGGCGCGGUCUUGUCUCGCGAUGGUGAUUGGCGUCUGGAGGUUUUCUUGGUGCACAGCCUGAAGGUACUCAC